Nematostella vectensis (starlet sea anemone) is the source of this 1230-nucleotide messenger RNA. RefSeq lists its product as uncharacterized. The coding region runs from base 113 to 769 and encodes 218 amino acids. The transcript has 6 exons. The record is from RefSeq and is a predicted model, not a curated record. Lineage: Eukaryota; Metazoa; Cnidaria; Anthozoa; Actiniaria; Edwardsiidae.
UCAAGGGAUCACGGGAUCGAACAUACCUCUGUUUCGGUUCCUGUUGGCAGAAUAUGUGAACUCAACUGAAAGUUAUAGUCAUUAAGCGCUUCAUAUUUGGACGCUGUGCUAUAUGCAAGGCUUCGUCAUGGAGCUAGGGGUUUUUGUUGCACUUUUUGGAUCCUUUUUUCUAAUAACAAGCUUUCACCUAUCUCAAGCUGCCUUCUCAAGUUGUUCUGAAUUUCCUGUCAUACCAGAGGGAUCUUAUGACAUGAGUUCUGAUUCUUAUAACGAUUAUUCCAAGAGGCCACUGGGCUUCAUGCAUGCUUCUGCUCAGGAUCCAACUGUUUCCACUAAUGUCCCCAAUCCUUGUGCAUCACUCACCAAUCUCACAAAUAAGGCAGUGGAAGUGUUGGUUGAAACUGUUGUGCGAGGGAAACAAGUUUGUGUUGAAAGUGAUGAUGGAAAGGUGGCAUGUGGAAUGGAUACAAUAAACCUAUGCAAAGAAGCCACCAAAGAUACGAUGAAAUAUGAAUUUUACUGUGACCCUGCCAAGGGGUGUGCUGGCAGUGUUAGUUUCUGGUACAGACUACGGCCAAGUGAAGGAGAUCCUGAUAUGUGGUGUUUGAAUACUCGCCAAGUAGCAUACCCCAGUAGCUUGCUACCUGUUCCUACCAAGCUUCCAACCAAAAUGACAACUGCAAGCACUGCUCAGGUCAUCAGACUAUCUUCUCUUACACAGGGAUGUGCACUUGUACUACUGCUCUAUGCUCUCAUGGGUGUUUUGUAAUUAGAAAGUAAUAUUUCAAAGGAAUGUGUGUUUUUAGAUAUCAAGAUGACAAUUGAUUAUAUUGAUCCAAUUUAAACAUUGAAGAGAGUUUAUACAGUUUAAAUAAUUAUUCCUGUCUACACCUAUUUCAGAUGAGGUUGCACUCAGAGAAUCCAUGUGUCGUAUUACCCACUUUGCUUUUUGGAUAUCAAAUAAAACAGGUUUGGAAUGCUCUGUCUUCUUAGUGCUUUCAGAAAUCACGAAGCGAUUCAUCUAUUUGACUCAUGGAGUGCAAACUUUAUAUGAAAAUGGGAACAAAAGAGGGCAUACAUAAAUAUAUAAUCCACUAUUAUUGACUAGCAAAGGAAGAGUUAUCUAGAGUAAGUGUAUUAUAAUUUCUAAGUCCUUAGUGAGAACUAAGUUAUUGUAAAGUUAAGAUGGUAAUUUUUGAAAUAAGACGACAUUAUACAUGGUAGACACCA